AUGUCGCGGCGGACGCGCUGUGAGGACCUGGAUGAACCACACUACCAGGACACAGACUCAGAUGUGCCUGAGCAGAGGGACAGCAAGUGCAAGGUCAAGUGGACCAAUGAGGAGGAUGAACAGCUGAGGGCUCUGGUGAGGCAGUUCGGACAGCAAGACUGGAAAUUUCUGGCCAGCCAUUUUCCUAACCGCACUGACCAGCAAUGCCAAUAUCGAUGGCUGAGAGUUUUGAAUCCAGAUCUGGUCAAGGGGCCGUGGACCAAAGAGGAAGACGAAAAGGUGAUCGAGCUGGUCAAGAAGUACGGCACGAAGCAGUGGACACUGAUCGCCAAGCACCUGAAGGGCCGGCUGGGCAAGCAGUGCCGGGAGCGCUGGCACAACCACCUGAACCCUGAGGUGAAGAAGUCGUGCUGGACUGAGGAGGAGGACCGCAUCAUCUGUGAGGCCCACAAGGUGCUGGGCAACCGCUGGGCUGAGAUCGCCAAGAUGCUGCCGGGGAGGACAGACAAUGCUGUGAAGAACCACUGGAACUCCACUAUCAGGCGGAAGGUGGACACGGGCAGUUUCCUGAGCGACUCCAAAGACUGCAAACCCCCUGUGUACUUGGUGCUGGAGUUCGAGGAGAAGGACGGUCACCCAAUGAAUGUCCGCCCCAAUGAAGGCCAGGGAAGCCUUGUGAGCAGCUGGCCUCAGGUGCCCCCCGUCGUGAAGGAAGAGGAAAGCAGCGAGGAGGAGGCUGGGGUCCCCGCCACAUCUCAGGAGCGGGAGGCUGUCGCUGCAGAGCCGAGAAGAGCGUGGACCCCAGAGCCCAUGGAGGAGUUUCCCCAGCAUGAGGACCAGGAGGGCUCCCUGCCCGAAGUGAGCCUGCCCUACAAGUGGGUGGUGGAGGACACCAACCUCCUGAGCCCAGUCGUGGGGUCAUCGAGCCUCUCAGAAGCCCUGGACUUAAUCGAGUCGGACCCUGAUGCUUGGUGUGACCUGAGUAAGUUUGACCUGCCCGAGGAGCCGUCCGCAGAGGUCAGCAUGAGCACUAGCCCGGUGCAGCCUGAGGCACUGCGGCAGGUACAGGUGCCCAGUGUGACGGAGUACCGCCUGGACGGCCACACCAUCUCGGACCUGAGCCGGAGCAGCCGGGGCGAGCUCAUCCCCAUCUCCCCGAGCACCGAUGUCGGCGGCCUGGGCAUUGGCACGCCGCCCUCCAUGCUCAAGCGGCAGAAGAAGAGGCGUGUGGCUCUGUCGCCGCCGGUCACGGAGAACAGUGCCAGCCUCUCCUUCCUGGACUCCUGCCUCACGCCCAAGAGCACGCCCGUCAAGACCCUGCCCUUCUCACCCUCCCAGUUUCUGAACUUCUGGACCAAACAGGACACACUGGACCUUGAGAGCCCCUCGCUGACGUCCACCCCUGUGUGCAGUCAGAAGGUGGUGGUCACCACACCCCUGCACCGGGACAAGACGCCACUGCACCACAAACACGCUGCGUUUGUAACCCCAGAGCAGAAGUACGCCAUGGACAACACUCCCCACACGCCGACCCCCUUCAAGAAUGCCCUGGAGAAAUACGGACCCCUGAGGCCCCUGCCCCAGACCCCACACCUGGAGGAGGACCUGAAGGAGGUACUGCGCUCGGAGGCCGGCAUCGAGCUCAUCAUUGAGGAUGAUGUGAAGCCAGAGAAGCAGAAGAGGAAGCCAGGGCUGCGGCGGAGUCCCAUCAAGAAGGUCCGGAAGUCGCUGGCUCUUGACAUCGUGGAUGAGGACACGAAGCUGAUGAUGUGCUCAGUCCCCAAGGUCGUGUCGUUGCCAACCAAUGCCCCAUCCAGCUCUUCUGGCCUCACGCUGUCAGAUAUUAAGGAGGACAACAGCCUCCUCAAUAAGGGCUUCCUGCAGGCCAAGCCCGAGAAGUCGUCGGGACCAGCCCAGAAGACCAGGAACCGCUUCCCACCACCUGCUCCCAUGACCAAGGCCUGGAAGAUUGUGGCCUGUGGGGGGACAAGGGACCAGCUCUUCAUGCAGGAGAAAGCGCGGCAGCUCCUGGGUCGUCUGAAGCCCAGCCACACGUCACGGACGCUCAUCUUGUCCUAA
Elephantulus edwardii (Cape elephant shrew) is the source of this 2079-nucleotide messenger RNA. It is a transcript of the gene MYBL2, whose product is annotated as v-myb avian myeloblastosis viral oncogene homolog-like 2. The record is from RefSeq and is a predicted model, not a curated record. Lineage: Eukaryota; Metazoa; Chordata; Mammalia; Macroscelidea; Macroscelididae. Gene Ontology annotation, molecular function: DNA-binding transcription factor activity, RNA polymerase II-specific; RNA polymerase II cis-regulatory region sequence-specific DNA binding. The coding region runs from base 1 to 2079 and encodes 692 amino acids. The transcript has 14 exons. Gene Ontology annotation, biological process: regulation of DNA-templated transcription. Gene Ontology annotation, cellular component: nucleus.